Messenger RNA from Hyla sarda, 972 nucleotides. Its product is annotated as taste receptor type 2 member 8-like. Gene Ontology annotation, cellular component: membrane. The coding region runs from base 1 to 972 and encodes 323 amino acids. NCBI's taxonomy places the organism in Eukaryota, Metazoa, Chordata, Amphibia, Anura, Hylidae. The record is from RefSeq and is a predicted model, not a curated record. Gene Ontology annotation, molecular function: bitter taste receptor activity; G protein-coupled receptor activity. The transcript has a single exon. Gene Ontology annotation, biological process: detection of chemical stimulus involved in sensory perception of bitter taste; G protein-coupled receptor signaling pathway; sensory perception of taste.
AUGCUUCCUGUAUUUAUUCUAGUUUCUAUGAUUGUUUUGGGGGCUAGCACUGUGAUGGCGGUGGUCACCAAUUCCUUCAUCAUUGCUGUCAAUCUUAUAGACAAAACCAAGUCUAAAAGCCUCAGUCCAUCUGAUCUCAUUGUGGUGACGCUAUGUGUGUCCAACAUUUUCUUUCAGCUCAUCAUGCUAGUCAAUGAUUAUAUGAGCUUUGUAUGUGCUGACGUCUACUUUACAGACAAGGUCUACAUUAUAUCCUCUGUUCUGCUCAUACUUCCGAUCUACUGCAGCUUCUGGUUCACAGUUUGCCUUUCAGUCAAUUAUUAUCUGCAGAUUGUUAUAGCCACCCAUCCAUUUCUAAUCCGACUAAAACUUGCAGCUGAUCAGUUAGUUCCACGGUUAAUAAUGGCUUCCGUUUUCAUAUCAUUUGCAACAGGCCUUCCCGCAUACUGGAAUUUCCACUGUGAUGCUCCAAAUUUAAACAUGUCAACAAAUGGAGUAGUAGAAAUCUCUGUUCCUAGUCUAAAUGCUAUAUAUUUGCUUCCCAGUACUCUCAUAAGUUGUUCUCUUCCAUUAGUAUUGGUGGGUAUUGCCAAUGGUCUGAUCAUCAAGUCACUUCUGUCACAUACUCACAAUUCAGAUAGGAAUACAAAGGGAGAGCUCAGAGCUCGUGCUGAAGGUCGAGUACGGGCAGCAAGAACAAUAAGUUGUCUUCUUUUCCUUUAUAUAUCUUUUUAUAUAUCAGAAGUCCUUGUAUUUAUAGAACUCUUUCCUCAAAGUAGCCCAGGAUUUUGUACCUGUUUGAUGAUAAUCUAUGGCUAUUCACCAACUCAGUCAAUUGUUCUCAUUUUUGGAAGUCCAAAAUUAAAGCAAGCUUCUCUGAGUUUAAUCCAUUGUGUUGGAGGCAUCAGGAAGGAAAAAGAGAAGACAACAACAGUCCUUUUUACCAAUCUAAAGAACUUCUCAGCUAAUUGA